This is a messenger RNA of Dujonia railenensis, 552 nucleotides long. NCBI's taxonomy places the organism in Eukaryota, Fungi, Ascomycota, Pichiomycetes, Serinales, Debaryomycetaceae. The record is from the annotation of a GenBank genome assembly.
AUGCCUAGACCUAGUUCGAAUAUUCCUGAAACAGUUUCAGACCCAUAUCCUAUAUUUCAAGAAUCUCAUAUUGUCAGUGGGUUCGGUAGAGGGUCAUCAGAAUUGGGUAUCCCAACUGCAAAUAUCCCGAUAAACGAUAAACUUAAUGUGUUAGAUACAGGAAUAUAUUUCGGAUGGUGCAAAUUGAAACCAAAUGUAGAUUCGCCAUGCCCGGAACCAGUUAGACGUGGAGGUAAGGGAGAUUUGGUCGAAUUCAACAACGGCUCUGAACUUAAAGGAGACGAAUUGGAUGUUUUACCCAUGGUUAUGUCGAUUGGCUGGAAUCCCUUUUACAAUAAUAAAGAGAAGGCCGCGGAAAUGCACAUCAUGAAGAAAUUUGGUGCCAAUUUUUACGGAAGUUUGGUGGAAUAUAACGUAUUGGGGUACAUUAGACCUGAAUUAGACUAUACCACCAAGGAAGCAUUGAUAGAGGAUAUAAACAUCGACAUUAAGAUUGCCUUGGAAAGCUUGCAAUUGCCUGGUUACCAGAAAUUCGCUUCUCAGCUCCAGUAG